AGUCACCACCUCUCCUUGGAUUAGUUGUGCUCCCCAUUACCCUCAAUAGUUUCAACAAUCGUCAGUGUGCUUUGAAAUAAUUUAACUCAAAAAAAUGUCUAACCUAUAGGCUUAUUUUCACUCCGACCUGUCUGUUGAAUGAAAGAAGGGGUUUUUCUUAAAACCCUCUGCAGAACUUUGCUCACUCGUCACCCUCGUAAACCUAACUCUCCCCUCCACCUCCAGAUGGAUCGAUUGGAGCGUUAUUGUUACAACCCAACCUUGCGUUGGAAUCCCCAAGUUGAGGAAUACUUUAUUAAAGCUUAUGGAGCAGACUAUUUUCAUCGCAUUUCCACAGCUCUCACGCGCCCAUCGUGUUACUCUUGUAUACGGGUGAAUACACUCCAGUCCACGACUGGUGAUGUUAUUGAGAAGCUUUUGGCUAUUCUGCAGGAGAGGAGGCAACAAAAUGGUUCAAGUGAUGGAACCAAUGUUUGCCAUAUCUCUGAUGACCUUGCCAAGGCAACUUUGGGCUCCAGUGAAACUAUUCUGCCAAAUAAAUCUGUACAAGAUUGUUUCAUUGAGAAGUGCCAAAUACCUAGUCUUGACUAUGUAGUUUUUGUCAAAGGUUCGGGACCACAUACUAUUGAUUAUGGGCACAUAGCAAACAAACCUCCCAAAGAGGUGGUUGUGAGUCGGAAAUGUGCUGAAGCAGUUCUUCGUGGUGCCCAGGUGUAUGUGCCAGGUGUUUUAGCCUGUAGUGCUCACGUUGAGAAAGGGGAAGUAGUUGCAGUUUCAGUUGCUGUAGAACAGCCUAGCUCAACUGGUGGAUGGGGAGUUGGUUUUACUCGUGGGACUAUACUGCAGGGAUCACAGACAGAUCCUUAUUAUUUUGAAAGAAAGGGUCUCUACAUUGGCCAAGGAACCACAGUGAUGUCCAGAGCUGGGAUCUUUCGUGCAUCUGAAGGAGUGGCAGUGGAUAUGGUUCAUAGAAUCUAUAAAUUACCUUCCUUUCGUGAUAUACUGGAGGGGGAAAUAUUCCUUCAGAACCUGCCCAGCAUUAUCACUGCUCAUGCAUUAGAUCCUCAGGAAGGAGAAAGGAUAUUGGAUAUGUGCGCAGCUCCUGGAGGGAAAACCACUGCAAUUGCAAUUCUUAUGAAGGACAAGGGAGAGGUUAUUGCAGUUGAUAGAUCUCACAAUAAGGUGUUUGAGAUCCAAAAAUUAGCGGCUGAAUUGGGCUUGAAAUGUAUAACCACAUACAAGCUUGACGCGCUGAAAUCCGUCCAGCAGAUGAGUGAAUCUGAUAGGAAGGAUACUCUACAAUGUGGUGAGAAAAUUGAGAGCAUUGGAAUUUCAGAUUCUCUGACAGCAGGAAUAGAGAAAAUAACAUGCACAGCUAUAUGUGGCACACAGGGUGGCCUUGAGCAAAUGGGGAAUGAAAGUCACAUUAGUAAAGCUGAGCUCAGGAAGAAUAAUCGGAAAUUGAGGAAUGGACCUGGAAGAAAUAACUGCUUAGGUGGUAGAGUUGAAAAGUCGAAAGGAUUUCCACCAAAUAGCUUUGACCGGGUUCUCCUAGAUGCUCCUUGUUCCGCUCUUGGUUUGAGACCUCGACUAUUUGCUGGAGAGGAGACUAUGGAAUCAUUGCGGACCCAUGCGAAGUAUCAAAGACGAAUGUUUGAUCAGGCUGUGCAGCUUGUGCGUCCCGGUGGAGUUAUUGUGUAUUCAACAUGCACAAUAAACCCUGGUGAAAAUGAGGCAUUGGUUCGAUAUGCAUUGGACACAUAUAAGUUCCUCUCUCUGGCAUCACAGUUUCCAAGAGUAGGGGGACCUGGCCUUGUUGGUGGUUAUCAAUUUUCUGAUGAAUAUAAAGAGGAAUGGUUAAGACAUGGUGAGGAAGAUCUUGUUCAGAGAUUUGAUCCUUCGUCUCCACUUGAUACAAUAGGCUUUUUUAUAGCCAAGUUCAGUGUUGGUUCCAAAGAUGUCUAAGCAGUUAUACAAAACUAACAUGGCUUGGAGGAUUCCGUAAUUCCUCCUCACUUUGUCGUCGUGGUUUCUUCAUCAGAGGUCACGUGGACUUGAGGGGCUAAUUUUUUUCUGUAAUUUUCAUAUUUACGUAAAAGCUAGAACGGAAAAGGAGUUGAUACUUGUGCUCAAUAUGUUCUUCACUGAGCCUGGAAUAUGUUAUGGAACUAAUUUUUUCUAUUUUCCAAGAUACAUAAUCAACAGGAAUGUUGUACUCACUAAUCAUGAUGAUAUUUAUGCAUCAUGAUUGUUGUUUUCCAUGCUUUAUAUGAGAUAUUUGCUUUGAACUU
Molecule: messenger RNA, 2291 nt
Organism: Olea europaea var. sylvestris
Lineage: Eukaryota; Viridiplantae; Streptophyta; Magnoliopsida; Lamiales; Oleaceae
Product: putative methyltransferase NSUN6
Exons: 13
Coding region: 139-1965 (608 amino acids)
Biological process (GO): RNA methylation
Molecular function (GO): methyltransferase activity; RNA binding
Source: RefSeq, a predicted model, not a curated record